AUGGCAACGACGACGAGUACUGCUACUGACGCUUCAAGUGUUACUCUGAAGCCAGUUAAGCAGUUUGUUGAAAUAUUCAGAAAGGACUACAAGCCACCAGAGUUUGAUAUUGAGAAUGUUUUCAUGACAUUCAAGCUACAUGAAACAGAAACCAAGGUCACAUCUGAACUUUUGAUGCGUAGGCGCCCAAAUACUGGCCCUGGAAAUCUUGUGCUUCAUGGAGAUGAACUCGUGUGUAACUUUAUCUCUGUAGAUGGUUUGGAACUCAGCAAUACUCCCAUGUCUGGCUACAGUCUGGAUAUAGAUGGAAACAUGACCAUUCCAGCAUCUUUCUUGCCAAAGGAUGAUUCAAAGACAUUCACUGUCAAGACUGUGGUCACCAUAAAUCCAAAGGAUAACCUCAAGCUCUGUGGACUAUACAAGAGCAGCAAGAUGUUCUGUACACAGUGUGAACCACAUGGAUUUAGACGCAUAACAUUCUUUUUGGAUCGUCCAGAUGUAUUGAGCAGUUACAAAGUUCGUAUUGAAGCCGAUAAAGCUCUCUACCCUGUCUUGCUUAGCAACGGUAAUAAGGUAGCUGCAGGAGAAUUAGGUGAGAGCCACUUUGCUGAAUUUGUAGACCCGUUCCCUAAGCCUUCCUAUCUCUUUGCUCUCGUUGCAGGAAAUCUAUCCUCCAUUAGUUCCACGUACCGCACAAUGUCUGGUAGGGAUGUGUUGGUCCAGAUUUCCGCAGAGCCUGAGGAUUGUGGAAAGUUACACUGGGCCCUAGAAAGUGUACUGAAAAGUAUGAAAUGGGAUGAGGAAGCCUAUGGUCGUGAGUACGAUCUUGAUGUAUUCCACGUUGUUUCUGUGAGAGAUUUUAACAUGGGAGCUAUGGAAAACAAGGGUCUAAAUAUCUUCAACACAGCCCUCUUGUUGGCUGAUGUAAACACAACUACAGAUGCAGAGUUUGUCAGAAUUAUGAGUGUUGUUGGUCACGAAUAUUUUCAUAAUUGGACUGGAAACAGAGUUACCUGCAGAGAUUGGUUCCAGUUGACUCUAAAGGAAGGUCUUACCGUCUUCAGGGAGGCAGAAUUCUGUGGAACUGUAAGUUCUAAACUUUCAAACAGAAUUAAGGACGUACAAUAUCUUAUGGCCGUGCAAUUUGCAGAAGAUUCAGGCCCAAUGGCGCAUCCGAUUAGACCUGAAAGUUACAUUUCUAUGGAUAACUUUUAUACUAGCACUGUCUACGAUAAGGGAUCAUUUGUCAUUGGCAUGUACAAGACUUUGCUAGGCGAGGAAGGUUUCAGAAAGGGUAUGGAUCUCUACUUUAAAAGGCAUGACCUUUGCGCCGUCACCUGUGAUGACUUUAGAGCUGCAAUGGCUGAUGCUAAUGGAAGGGAUUUUACGCAAUUCGAAAGAUGGUAUGCUCAGAGUGGAACCCCUGUAGUCGAAGUCCUUUCAGCUGGUCUCACUGCUGAUGGCUUCAAGGUACAUCUUAAGCAAUCCACUCCACCAACUCCACGCCAAGAAUUCAAACUUCCAUUCCAUAUUCCAAUCAAGGUAGGAUUGAUUGGUAGAGUUAGUAAGAAGGAUGUCUUGGAUGGAUCCACGGUUUUGGAACUUGUAGAGGAUGAACAAGAGUUUAUCAUUCCAGGUGUCAAGGAGGAUUGCGUCUUAUCCAUUAAUAGGGAUUUUUCGGCACCAAUCAAGGUCAAGUUUGAGCAGAGUGAACAAGACUUGACAUUCUUAAUGCAGUAUGAUUCUGAUGGUCUCAAUAGAUGGGAUGCUUCUCAACGUUUGAGCACUAAAUUCAUUCUGGCUAGAGCCACUGGUAAUUUGGAUGCUCCAAUCGGUGAAACUUAUCUUGAUGCAUUCAAAUCACUUUUGGAAUCUGAUAUGGAGCAAAGUGAAAAGGCUCUCUGUCUGGCUCUCCCAGAUACCGAGAUUUUGGCAUCAAAAAUGAGUCCAUAUGAUCCAGGUCUCUUGCACAAGGCCCUUCGCAGCAUAAAGGUUGAGUUGUCCAAAAAGUUCUAUCCCCAACUCUUGGAGCUAUACAAGAAACUUACACUCGCUCCAGGUGCAAAGGAUACCCUUGAUAAGGAGGACAUGGCCAGAAGGUCCUUGAGAAAUACACUUUUGUCAUACCUAGUCGCAAGCAGAGAUGCAGAGGCUGUCAAGUUAGCCACUGAGCAUUACAAGAGUGCCAAGACAAUGACUGACAAGUACUCCUCGUUCAUACAACUCAUGCACAUGACUUUUGACGGAAAACAGGAUAUUGUGGAUGAUUUCUACGCUUUUGCAAAUGGAGACGCUCAAGUUGUUGACAAGUGGUUCAAGGCCCAGGCUCUCUCCGAAGCUGAGGACUCUCUAGAAAGAGUCAAGGCUCUCUGCUCACACAAGGACUUUACCAUGAGCAAUCCAAACAGAUUCAACUCCCUAGUGACAGUCUUUACCUAUAGCAUUAACUUCCACGACAUUUCUGGAGCAGGUUACAAAUUCCUCGCCGAUUUAAUCAUCGAGGUUGACAAGAUCAAUCCUCAGGUAUCAGCUAGAUGUUGCAACAAACUCCUCAAGUACUCCAUCUUUGAUAAUGUUCGCAAGGAAUUGAUGAAAUCACAUUUACAAAGAGUUUUCAACACACCAGGAAUAUCACCAAAUCUCUAUGAAAUUGCACAAAAGGGACUUGAAUUCACAAGUUAA
Messenger RNA from Theileria equi strain WA, 2682 nucleotides. Its product is annotated as alpha-aminoacylpeptide hydrolase aminopeptidase, putative. Gene Ontology annotation, cellular component: cytoplasm. Gene Ontology annotation, biological process: proteolysis. The transcript is spliced from 2 exons. NCBI's taxonomy places the organism in Eukaryota, Apicomplexa, Aconoidasida, Piroplasmida, Theileriidae. Gene Ontology annotation, molecular function: zinc ion binding; metallopeptidase activity; aminopeptidase activity. The record is from RefSeq and is a predicted model, not a curated record. Bases 1 to 2682 code for a protein of 893 amino acids.